Messenger RNA from Petromyzon marinus (sea lamprey), 3712 nucleotides. RefSeq names its product armadillo like helical domain containing 3 (gene ARMH3). The record is from RefSeq and is a predicted model, not a curated record. NCBI's taxonomy places the organism in Eukaryota, Metazoa, Chordata, Hyperoartia, Petromyzontiformes, Petromyzontidae. Gene Ontology annotation, cellular component: cytosol.
UCAUUGCAGCGACAGCGCCCCGCCCCUCACUCACUCACUCGCCCGCCCCGCCCCCCUCUCUGACCCCACUGCGACCCCGCUCUGACACCGUCCGUCAGCGACUGUACCCAGAGCUGUUUGGUCCUGCUGCGCUUGGCCUUCAACCAUGGCACAGCCUGAGAAGAAGGCGGGCCUCCUGCGCAAGUCUUCCAGCGCCAAGAAGAUGCUCAAGGAGAAGGUGGUGCUCAUGUAUGACGAGAUCUUCAAGACUGAGGAUCCAGCUCAGAAUAAUCCUCGAUUCUGGGAGGAGCUCUUCUUAAUGAAGGUGAACUUGGAGUACCUUGAGGGGCGGCUGGAGGCUCUGAAUGGGGAGAUGCUGUUACAGCUCAAGGACAACAUCAACGGGCUCUUCCACCACAGUGUGCUGGCGCUGCGUGAGGAGCACCAGAUCCGUGUAGUCAAUUCCCUGCAGACGCUGUGCGGCCUGUUGCGAGGAGUUCAUCAGAAGAACAUGCCCAACACCGGCUUCGAUAUCAUCAACAUUCUCAUGGGCUUUGACAGCGCCGAGGAGGAGAUGAAGAGUCUGAUGGAGAGCCUGGACAAUCUGCUGUGCGGGGACGGCUCUCCCAGCCUCAAAAGUCUGUGCCUCAAGCUGCUGCUCUGCCUGGUCACCGUCACAGACAACAUCAGUCAAAACACCAUUUUGGAGUACAUCAUGAUCAACAGCAUAUUUGAGGCAAUUGUUCAGAUCCUGUCGAGCGAGCCCAGCCGCAAGCAGCUGGGCCACGACGCUGUCGUGCUGCUGGCGCUGCUCGUCAAUUACCGCAAGAACGAGUCGGCAAACCCUUACAUCGUCAAAUUAUCCAUCCUGGAUGAUGAAAUGGCGCUCAAUGGGGAAGGGCUUGUCAUUUCUAGGGCUCUCACAGAAUACAACAGGCAGUACAAAGCCAAGGAAGAGGAGCACCAGGGAGGCAUCUUCUCGGCCAUCACAAACAUGGUCGGAAGCAUGUUUGUGGGAGACGGAGAAGAGAAAAUGUCUGUAAAGACGAAUGAGUCCAUUCUGCUGGCGCUGUAUGAGGCGGUACACCUCAACCGGAACUUUGUGGCAGUUCUUGCUCACAGUCACCCAGAAAUGGGAAUCAUCACCCCACCUCCUACAGCACCCGCAUCUCCCACCACCCCGACCACUCCGCAGCCAGGCACCACCCCUCCUGCCAAUGACUCAUUGAGCAGCACAGAGCUCCCACUUGAUCCAAACAUCCAAACCAGCAAUCUCCUCAUCACAUUCCUCAAGUACAGCUCCAUCAUCAUGCAGGACACCAAAGAUGAACACAGACUGAACAGUGCCAAGCUCUGUUUGAUUAUCCUCACCUGCAUUGCAGAGGACCAGUACGCCAACUCCUUCUUGCAUGACGACAACAUGACUUUUCGUGUUCAUCUACAUCAGAUGCCAAUGCGUCACCGCAAGAAGGUUGUGGACAAGAAUGUGCCGUCUCGCCCACUGGCGUGUGCCGUGCUCGACCUGAUGGUGGAGUUCAUAGUAACGCACAUGAUGAAAGAAUUCCCGAUGGAUCUCUACACGCGCUGCGUUUCAAUCUCGCACAAGCUCAUCUGCUAUCAGAAGAAGUGUCGCGUUCGUCUGCAUUACACCUGGCAGGAGUUCUGGGCCGCGCUGAUCAGCCUGCUCAAGUUCCUCCUGUCCAACGAGACGGCGCUGUUGAGCAAGCACAACAUCUUCCCACUCGCCCUGCAGGUGGUGAACCUGUUCAACAUGUUCAUCACGUUCGGGGACACGUUCCUGCCGACCCCUGGCAGCUACGACGAGCUCUACUACGAGAUAAUCCGCAUGCACCAGGUCUUCGACAACCUCUACUCCAUGGUGUUGAGGCACUCGACAAACAAUGGGCAAUGGAAAGAGCCAGCCAGCAAAGUAAUACAAGCCCUGGUGAACAUCAGAGCCAUCGUCAAUCACUUCAGCCCGAAAAUUGAGUCAUUUGCCGCUGUGAACCACAUUUCCCAGCUCUCUGAGGAACAGGUGCUGAGUGUGGUGCGCUCCAACUACGACACGCUCACGCUGAAGCUGCAGGACAACCUGGACCACUACGAGCGCUACUCAGAGCAGCCCAAGGAGGCAGCCUUCUUCACGCAGCUGGUGCGAUCCAUCAGCACCGACGUGCGCAAGAACCUGUCCCUCUACACCCUCAGCCAAGAGAUUCUCCUCAAGGAGUUUGCAACCAUUUCCUGAGCCUCCCCCGCCGCCUCCUCACGUGAUUCAAUACAAUGCCGGGUACACCUUUUUUUUAGGACAGCCGCAAUAUCAAAAUGUCUUUGCACAACGAAGCUUUGUGUAGCAUUAAUACUUAAUGGACAUUUCUCUCUUCCUUCCCACUCCCCCGAUUUUUUUCAGACAUUUAACAUCCUCUAAAAAAUAUGCUUCCCUACUGAACAGCGUAACAUUCAUGGAAGUUGACAGCUUUUUCCAGUGUUUGGAAUAUGCGAAAUACAAAGUAAUGGUGAUAGUUUAGGGAAAAUGGCUUAAAGUUUCACCGCUAUCACAUGUAAUGGUGUGCAAUGUGAAUGUCGUUCCAUUAACCAAAUUAAUGCGUUGGUUAACAAUGUCAGCGCCGAUACACUGACGUUACCCUCCUUAUCAACGAAAUCCCUCCCAAGAGGCAAUAUGAACUAUGAUGGGGGGUGAAACUGCCCACACGAUGUCUCGACCUGCAUGCAUGAGAGAAUGUGUUAUACCAACGUGCUGCGAAACAAUUAAAUUCGCGCAAAAAAUGUCCAAGUUUCAACAUUGAACGUGUGUGUCCGACACUGUCACGUCCAGCAACAUGAACUUUCAAAGUGACAGGAAUUAUCUGCGAAGCAUUCGCCACGAAUAUGCGUCGUUGGUUUAAACCAACAACUUCUCCGCCAGCCUCUAAUCCCUGUGCCUCCUGCAUAGCGGCAUUACAGACCCUGCAGCACCUCACAUGGCUGUAGUGCAGUGGAGGGAGGCUUACAGCUAAUGCGCUGCACUGACACCAGUGUAACUGACGGUAGCCCUUCAUAAUGGGAAAAAGCGGAUCCAUUCCCUUUAUCAUCAACAUUGUCAGCUAUGUGUAACAAAGAUUGCUAUUUGGUAGAUAAAUCGAACAUGCUGACGUUUUCAAUUCCAAAUAGAUCUUGUUCCUCCCGUAAAUAAUGACUUAUUUAAUGGCGAAGUGCAGCACACUGCCACUCUUUGUUGUGUAGUUUAUGUUCUCAAUGACCGGGUAGAAAGGAAGUGACGAGGCUGUCAUUGAGGCAUAACUGCAUUUUUUAUGGCCACAAUCAUGUGAGCCAUAUAAAUACACGGAGCUCUUCUUGACCCAAGCCAUAAAAGCCCUUUGCAUCGUUCAAGUUGGAGAGGGGGCAACGUCAUGACCAAGAGACGGAGGUCCAUGUUCUUGCAAAAUUAAGUGUGUGUUCAAAAGGUCGCACAUCAGCAUAUGAACAGGAUUCUGUAUGAUCGGCAACAUUUUGCUUUGUCGUAUUGAUGUAUUUGCAUUAUUCUGGAAUAAUUAAAGGCUGCCCACCAGCUUGGGGAAGAAUUCUUUUGUCUAUACAAUUUAAGAGGAUCUGGUACACAUACAGUGAGGGAAAAAAGUAUUUGAUCCCCUGCUGAUUUUGUACGUUUGCCCAAUGACAAAUAAAUGAUCAGUCUAUAAUUUUAAUGGUAGGUUUAUUUGAACAGUGAGAGACAGAA